This is a messenger RNA of Aspergillus ochraceoroseus IBT 24754, 1804 nucleotides long. RefSeq names its product mannose-1-phosphate guanylyltransferase. Bases 269 to 1582 code for a protein of 437 amino acids. The transcript is spliced from 4 exons. Gene Ontology annotation, cellular component: cytoplasm. Gene Ontology annotation, biological process: biosynthetic process. Gene Ontology annotation, molecular function: transferase activity. Lineage: Eukaryota; Fungi; Ascomycota; Eurotiomycetes; Eurotiales; Aspergillaceae. The record is from RefSeq and is a predicted model, not a curated record.
AAUUAGUCGAGCUAACGAAGGGGAGAGAAAACGCCACGAUCCAAAGCAAGAAGUGAAGUUCCUGGGAGUCUAGAGUUGUGCUGUUGGUGGGCCUCCGACCGAUCAACUGACUUGCUCUGCUGUCACUUCAACUUCUGCCCAGUGCGUGCUUUCUUUCUCCUCAUAAUUCCUAUUUCCCCAGUAUUUAUAACCCCCCUUUUCUUCACGGCUUAUUCUUAAUCGUUGGAUUCUCCCUUUGUCCUUGUUGUGCUUCUAUCCUCUAUCCACAAUGCUUCAGGUUCCAGUGCGGGAACACACCAACGUGGCCUCCACCAAGGCUGUGAUCCUGGUGGGCGGUCCUUCGAGAGGAACACGUUUUAGGCCUUUGUCUCUCGACGUUCCCAAGCCUCUGUUCGAAGUCGCUGGUCACCCAAUUAUCAAUCACUGCCUCAAGGCCCUUGCAAAGAUUCCCGAUAUCCACGAAGUUAUCCUGAUUGGCUACUACGACGAGAGUGUCUUCCGUGACUUCAUCAAGGACUCGUCCAAAGAAUUCCCCCAGUUCCGAAUCCAGUACUUGCGUGAAUACACAGCACUGGGCACUGCUGGAGGUCUGUAUCACUUCCGCGAUGCUAUUCUCAAGGGGAAACCGGAGCGCAUCUUCGUCCUCAACGCUGAUGUCUGCUGCUCCUUCCCGCUCGGAGAAAUGCUGAGGCUUUUCGAGGAGAAGGACGCAGAGGCUGUUAUUCUGGGAACUCGGGUUCACAACGAUGCCGCGACGAACUUCGGAUGCAUUGUGUCUGACUCCCACACCAAGCGCGUCCUGCACUAUGUCGAGAAGCCGGAAUCGCACAUCUCCAACCUCAUCAACUGCGGUGUCUACCUCUUUGCUACCGAAUGCAUCUUCCCCUCGAUCCGCAGCACCAUCAAGCGACGCACCACCCGCCCCCGUCUACUCUCCUAUCCUUCUUCCGACAACCUUGAAUCCUCCUUCGUCGCUACCAAUGAAGAAUCAGAGCACAACGAGGUUCUGCGUCUGGAGCAGGACAUCCUGUCCGAUCUCGCUGACAGCAACCGCUUCUUCGUCCACGAGACCAAAGAUUUCUGGCGCCAGAUCAAGACUGCCGGAUCUGCCGUUCCCGCCAAUGCCCUAUACCUGCAGAAGGCAUUCCAAGCACAGUCAGACGAACUUGCGGCUCCCUCUGCCUCCAUCGUCCCCCCAGUCUACAUCCAUCCUUCCGCUGUGGUGGACCCCACCGCAAAGCUGGGCCCCAACGUCUCUAUUGGGCCUCGUGUGGUCGUAGGCGCCGGUGCACGUAUCAAGGACUCCAUUGUCCUCGAAGACGUCGAAAUCAAGCACGAUGCCUGUGUCAUGCACUCGAUCAUCGGGUGGAGCAGCCGAGUCGGAGCCUGGGCUCGUGUCGAGGGCACACCGAUCCCAAUGGCCAGCCACUCGACCAGCAUCGUGAAGAACGGCAUCAAGGUACAAAGCAUUACCAUUCUAGGAAAGGAAUGCGGUGUAGGCGACGAGGUGCGCGUACAAAACUGUGUCUGUCUUCCAUACAAGGAACUGAAGCGUGACGUUGCCAACGAGGUUAUUAUGUAGGAUGUUUCUUAAUUUUUUUUUUUUUGAGACGUACAUCUACUUCAAUCCUGAUCCUAUAUCUAAAUCUAAUUCUACCGAUCUUUAUCUUAUCUCUAAUCUUUUUUUUUUUUUUCUACUUUCUUUUCCUUCAUGCUUAAAUCUAUCACGCUAAGAUACCAGGAUAUGAUUUGUGCUCAGUCAUGGGCCUAGAUGCAAGGGUUUCUCUUGCCACAAAAAAGGGGU